Messenger RNA from Candoia aspera, 1239 nucleotides. RefSeq names its product interleukin 1 beta (gene IL1B). Bases 288 to 1025 code for a protein of 245 amino acids. The transcript is spliced from 6 exons. The record is from RefSeq and is a predicted model, not a curated record. Gene Ontology annotation, molecular function: cytokine activity. Lineage: Eukaryota; Metazoa; Chordata; Lepidosauria; Squamata; Candoiidae. Gene Ontology annotation, biological process: inflammatory response; cytokine-mediated signaling pathway; cellular response to lipopolysaccharide.
UCCCAGAUGUCGAUUUUUGUGGAAACAUUCACUAUUUUUAAGGAAUUCUACAUUUUCACAAUCCUGCAACCGCAUCCUGUUCUUAGAAGGAAAUAGAUGGUUGCUCGUGAAAGGGAAGUUCUGGUAUGAGAGCAUCUUCUCCUCCAGCAGCGACCACAAAGUAUAUAAGCGUCAGCAGGGAAAGCAGAGGCCAAUCUACGGGGGACGGAGAGGUUGGGGGCUGAAGCUUCCCUACCCUGCAAAGAAUCUGCCGGCAUUUUUCUGCAGGUACAAAAUUUACCCUGAAUAUGAGUGGGAUGCAGUUCUGUGCAGAGGACCAGCCCUGCUUGACAAAGAAUGCCUUCCAAGCCUGUGAGAUGGAUGUACAGGUAGCAGUUACCAAGAAAGAGCCUGCGAGGAGCUUCCGGAAGGCUGUGGUGAUUGUCAUUGCAACUGGGAAGAUGGGGAAUUCUGUUCCCAAGCUGUUCACUGAUGAGGAUCUGAUGGACAUUCUCAGCACCGUCUUAGAACCAGUCAAUUUUGACAUCUAUGGAUGCACAGAAGCCACUAAUUCCAUCUAUCAGUUCUCGAAGAAUAUUGUCUGCAGCAUCCAAGAUGCCGACCACAAGUCUCUCAUCUUGCAGGAGCCUGCACAGCUGGUGGCCAUACAUCUGCAGGGCCCCAACAUCAGCCAAGCAGUGAAGUUAAAAAUGUCUGUGUAUCGUCCAAAAGUCGAGGCUGGAACUCAAAGUGUCCCUGUUGCGUUGAGCAUCAAGGGGAGGAAACUCUACCUCUCUUGUGUGCUGAAAGAGGGGCAGCCAGUACUACAGUUGGAGGAGGCCAACAUCCAGGGGGACCUUGACAAGUCUGAGCUGGGCCGUUUCCUUUUCUACAGAAUUGACACUGAAAAGCACACGAGGUUUGAAUCAGCCGCUUUCCCGAAAUGGUUCAUCUGCACCUCCACCCAGCCUGAGGAGGCAGUUGCCUUGACUCACCAACCUGGGGGGCCUCUGGUCAUUGUGGAUUACACCCUCUCCGGCCACUGACUGAAGCCUGCUAGGUCUGGUUCCAGCCUUCGCGUGCCUUUCUGUCCUCUUUACUAUGUAAAGGGGCAGCAAUCUGCACACCCAAGGACAGACCAGUCCAACGAUUAUCCAGCCUGAGCUUUAUUGCUGGGGAGGAAGAGAUCACAUCUGUUGUUUUGGAGUCUGAACCAGAGAUAUGAUGAUAAAUUGGGGGGGGGGGCUAUAUUUAAGAUAC